Fusarium sp. VM40 is the source of this 1572-nucleotide messenger RNA. NCBI's taxonomy places the organism in Eukaryota, Fungi, Ascomycota, Sordariomycetes, Hypocreales, Nectriaceae. The record is from the annotation of a GenBank genome assembly.
AUGGUUCAAGUACAGGCCUCUCUUGCCCUCGACGACCAGUUGUCCGCUGGCUGGUUCAGCUGGUUCACCAACAAGGGUAUCCUCAAACUCAAUGCCAUCUUGUGUCUUUCUCUCAUCUCCAGUUAUGCAACUGGAUACGAUGGAAGUAUGAUGAACGGCCUUCAGAGCCUGGAUACGUGGAAAGCAGAUUUCAAUGACCCUGAUGCCAACAAACUUGCCAUUCUAAACGCAAUUCAGAAUAUCGGACAACUUGUAGCUUUGCCAUUCUGCGCUAUGUUCUGCGACAAGUUUGGCCGUCGCCCUGCCUUGGUCACUGGAGCGGCCAUCAUGCUUGUUGGUGUUGGUCUUCAAGGCGGAGCACAGAACACAGGCAUGUUUAUCGCUGCCCGAGGUAUCCUUGGUUUUGGCUUGGCUUUAAACAUCACUGCCGCACCGGUGCUUAUCAUGGAGUUGGCGUAUCCCACACAACGAGCACCUAUGGUUUCCAUCUACAACACACUCUGGGGUCUCGGUGCUCUUUCCGCCGCCUGGAUCACUUACGGUACUUUCAGAAUGAACAGCUCGUGGGCAUGGCGUGUCCCUUCCAUUCUGCAAGCCUUGUCCAGUAUUCUUCAGCUUGGUCUGUGUUUCAUCAUUGACGAGUCACCUCGAUGGCUAGUCGCCAAGGAGCGUGAGGCUGAAGCUGAGAAUCUGCUUAUCAAGUACCACGCCAAUGGUGACAGGAACAACCCGGCGGUAGCAGUGGAGAUGGAGGAGAUUAGAACUGCUAUUCGCCUGGAGAAUGAAGCAAUGAACUCCACAAGCUAUCUCUCUUUCUUCAAGACCAAGGGCAACCGCCACCGUUUCUUCAUUAUCCUGGCGGUUGGUUUCUUCAGUCAAUGGAGUGGCAACGGCCUUAUCAGCUACUACCUGACUUUGAUCCUCAACUCGAUCGGAUACCGCUCUCAGGAGACACAAACCCUCAUCAAUGCUUUGCUGACACUUUGGGGAUUAUUCUGGGGUGUUGUGUUUUCUCUACUUGUCAACCACAUUCCUCGUCGAGUUAUGUUCCUUGGCUCAACGCUUGGAUCGCUCGCAGUCUACAUUGUCUGGACAGCACUCGAGGCCACAUACGAAAUGUCAACCGACCUCAACGAAGAUGGAACCGGAGGGCCAAGCGGCAUUGCCAAGGGUGUUCUGGCCAUGAUUUUCUUGUUCAACGUCUUCUUCACAGCUGGUUGGGGUGUUUUGCAAGUGACCUACGUCGUCGAGAUUCUGCCAUUCAAUCUUCGCGCACGAGGCCUUGUCUUGUACAACCUGUUUGUGGCAUGCGCCCUUAUCUUCAACCAGUACGCGAACCCAGUUGGUGUGACCAACUCCAAAUGGAAGUACUACAUUACCUACGACGUGUGGUUGGCCGUGGAGGCUAUUGUUGUUUACUUUCUCUUUGUCGAGACGCGUGGUCUAAGCCUCGAGGAGACGGCGUUGGUUCUUGAUGGUCAAGAGAUGGGAGACAAGCUGGUCGGAGAGGUCCUCAAGAACACAGAAAAGAGUAUCCAGGUCAUCGAGACUGAGAAGCGUGCUUCCCUGUAG